Molecule: messenger RNA, 348 nt
Organism: Anopheles gambiae (African malaria mosquito)
Lineage: Eukaryota; Metazoa; Arthropoda; Insecta; Diptera; Culicidae
Gene: mRpL43
Product: large ribosomal subunit protein mL43
Exons: 1
Coding region: 1-348 (115 amino acids)
Biological process (GO): mitochondrial translation
Cellular component (GO): mitochondrial large ribosomal subunit
Molecular function (GO): structural constituent of ribosome
Source: RefSeq, a predicted model, not a curated record
AUGUCGGCUGAGUUCCUGAACGGCGAGCGCACGUGGAUCAACUGCCGCAACAACAGCCGGGAAGAGAUCUCGAAAUGGAUCCAGGUGCUGAAACAGUCGAACGGGCGGGCCGAGGAGAUGCGCUUACGUAAACACUGGCACACGGACGUGCCGAGUGUGCAGGGUGCCUGGACGCCGUUCACCCAUCGCCAUCCGUCGGCAAACGUGACCGACUUCCCGUGCAAAGAGCUGUCGGAGCUUAAGCUGGAAGAACAGAGCGCGACGGAGAAGCUGCUGGAGCUGUACCUUGCGCAAAGGAAUACAGCAGCCGCGGGCGAGUCUGCGACGAAAUCGGAAGAAGCUGAAUAA